GCGGUCGCGGCAGAGCUCCCCCACAGUACGAAGUAUCCUGCAGCCAGCUUCGCUUCUCUUAUGCUCUUCCUCUCCACCAGCAGGCGACUCGCACGCGGCCCCCCACCCCCACAAUGGCUGAAAAUGGCUCGUCGAACCGCGACGGCAAGCGCAAGUGGGACAACGGCGGCGACCGCAGACGGGGCCGUGGCGGCAGCAUGCAGCACGGCAGCCGUGCGAAUAAGAAGAGAAAUAUGGGCCGUAACGAGCACGCCACCGAUCAACUAGAUAGGCGCGGGCGCAACGCAGAACAGCAGGCGCGCAACAAGGAGGCCCAGGAGAAGGGCGAGAACGAGAAGCCCGCGCUCCCCGCCGCGUUUUCCGCCGAAGAGGUCGCUGCCGAGGAGCGCCGGCCGAAGCGCAAGGUCGCCGUCAUGGUCGGCUACUCGGGCACCGGCUACAAGGGCAUGCAGAUCGACAACAAGCAGAAGACGAUCGAGGGCGACCUCUUCAAGGCCUUUGUCGCCGCCGGCGCCAUAUCGAAAGCGAACGCCGACGACCCCAAGAAGUCGGCGCUCGUGCGCUGCGCCCGCACCGACAAGGGCGUGCACGCGGCCGGCAAUGUCAUCUCCCUGAAGCUGAUCAUCGAGGACGACGACAUUGUGGACAAGAUCAACGCCCACCUGUCCGAGCAGAUUCGCGUCUGGGGCAUCCAGCGGACGACUGGAUCCUUCAGCUGCUACCAGGCGUGCGACUCGCGCUGGUACGAGUACCUCAUCCCCACGCACUCGUUCCUGCCGCCGCACCCCUCGAGCUACAUGGGCAAGAAGCUGGUCGAGGAGGCGGAGAAGGCGGGCGAUCUCGACGGGUACAACAAGCGGCAGGCCGAGGUGGCAGAGUUUUGGUCCGAGACGGAGGAGAAGUCGAUCAAGCCCAUCCUUGAGACACUUGACGACUCGAUACGCCCGCUCGUCGAGGAGGCUCUGUACAUGGCCGAUUCGACCGAUGCGCCCGAGGACCAGGACCCCGUCAUUGAAGCCUCCAUCGACGAAGCCUUGAAGGACGAGACGGACGCCAAAGCCGCCAGAAACGCCACCGCAGAGACCGUCCAGCCAGACGCAGGCGAAGCCGUGCAGGUCGACGGGACCAGAGCGGCAGUCGACGGGACCAGAGCGGCAGUCGACGAGACCAGAGCGGCAGUCGAACAGCUCGAAGCCCAGCACCCCACAACGACCUUCGACGACCAGACGGACGGCUCAAUCCCACUUCCUUCCGGCGUCGUGAACAAGCCCGCGCUCGAAGAAGCCGUCAAAGCGCUCAAGAAAGCCAUCAUGGACGCCAAACGCGCGUACCGCAUCAGUCCCGAGCGACAGGCGCGCGUGCAAAAUGCGCUGGACAACUACGUCGGCACGCGUCGCUACCACAACUACACGAUCCAGAAGAAGUUCACCGACAGCAGCGCGAAGCGGUACAUCAAGAGCUUCAAAAUGGACGCCAAGCCCAUCAUCAUCAACGACACCGAGUGGCUCUCGCUCAAGGUGCACGGGCAGUCGUUCAUGAUGCACCAGAUCCGCAAGAUGGUCAGCAUGGCUACGCUGACGGUGCGAUGCGGUAGCGAUCCGGCCACGAUGCUGCAGAGCUUCGAGAACCACGUGUUCCGCAUCCCAAAGGCGCCGGGGCUGGGCCUGCUGCUGGAGCGCCCCGUGUUCGACAGCUACAACGAGAAGAUGGCGCAGGCGCACGGGCGCGAGAAGAUUGACUUCUCGCGCUACGACGCUGCGAUCCGCGACUUCAAGGAGCGCGAGAUCUACCAGCGCAUCUUCCGCGAGGAGGCGCAGGGCAACCAAUUCAACACCUUCUUCACCCACCUCGACAACUACAAGGACACGACGUUCCUGUACCUGACGUCCGGCGGCAUCGCAGCGACCAAGGCCGGACCGACGAGGAAGGCACAGCAGCCCCGGUUCGAGGACGACUCGGACGGCGAGGGCUACGCGAGCGACAACUAGAACAACUAGAACCACUUUGACGUACGACGCAGUGCUUUGACGUACGACGCAGUGCUUAGACGUACGACGCAGUGCUUAGACGUACGAUGCAGUGCUUAGACGUACGAUGCAGUGCUUAGACGUACGAUGCAGUGCAUAUCGCACAUGCCACUUGGCGACGUAGGGAAAAUGCGGAUAGUGCAUAGGUAUCUGAUUGAGGUCAUUGACUGCAUUCCU
Messenger RNA from Didymella exigua CBS 183.55, 2204 nucleotides. RefSeq names its product pseudouridine synthase. The coding region runs from base 114 to 1988 and encodes 624 amino acids. NCBI's taxonomy places the organism in Eukaryota, Fungi, Ascomycota, Dothideomycetes, Pleosporales, Didymellaceae. Gene Ontology annotation, biological process: tRNA pseudouridine synthesis; mRNA pseudouridine synthesis. The record is from RefSeq and is a predicted model, not a curated record. Gene Ontology annotation, cellular component: nucleus. The transcript has 3 exons. Gene Ontology annotation, molecular function: pseudouridine synthase activity; RNA binding.